Rhodotorula toruloides NP11 is the source of this 795-nucleotide messenger RNA. Its product is annotated as zinc finger, MYND-type domain containing protein. The record is from RefSeq and is a predicted model, not a curated record. The transcript is spliced from 3 exons. The coding region runs from base 1 to 795 and encodes 264 amino acids. Lineage: Eukaryota; Fungi; Basidiomycota; Microbotryomycetes; Sporidiobolales; Sporidiobolaceae.
AUGAGCGCUCAGCAGCCGGGGAAGUGUAUCGUGUGCGGUGUUGAAACGAACAAACGUUGCUCGGCUUGCACAAAGGUCGACCACAGCCUCUUCUUUUGCUCGCCGGAAUACCAGAAGCUCGUCUGGCACACCCACCGCCGCGUCUGCGGCUCCUCACUCUCGCCUGCACCUCACCCUUGGCUUUCGAAGAAAGAGGCCGCCGAAGCCUUCGCCAACUUCGAUGUUCUGCAGCGCAUGUGGCAUGGAGGUGACGAGAGUGUGUCGACGAGCAUGCAGGCGAUCCUGAAGUGUCGGGCGGAAGACGCCAAGGAUCUGCUCAAAUUCUUUGCGGAAGGUGAGACUCACCCCUACGACACCUGGAGCUCGCAGAGCGUCAUUACCGAGACGCGCAAUACGGAGUAUCUCCGCAUACUCGGCGACAACGACCUGAACGAUGUGCUGGGCAACUACGACAUCUACACCGUCAUCAACCAGCUCUGGAAUUACAUCUUGCCAAUGACGCCCACAGCGGCUCAAUGGUACAGCGAGGCACACCAUCGCGUGGCGAUCCUCCUCAAACUCAUCCAGCUUCAGAAGACCGGCAAUCCCGCCGUCACGCUCGACAUGUGUCGGCAGUGCUUUCGACAGGUUGAGCAAUGCUUGCUGACCGCGAUCGCAGCCAAGCAUACGGCGGCCGUCCCUUGGGCCGAUUGGGCCCUCUCCCGACUGCGCAAGGCUAUCGAUACGUCGACGAUGAGUUUGCACAUUCCGCUUGACACUGCGGGAGGCGCUACGACCCGUUCUACGGCAGGGUAG